ACCCUAUCUCUUACUGCGUUGUGUCUCUCUUUUUCUCUCUCUAUCUCUCUCUUUCUCUCUCUCAAUCGUCGAGGUUUUCGCGAGGUCUAUCAAAUCCUUUUUUGCGAAUUGUUUGUUUCAUCAGCUAACCUUUUCAUUUGCAGACUUUCAAAACCCUAACCCUAAAUCUGCAAUUUCACAGUUCUAUAGCAGUUGCAGAAUAUGGGUGAAACAAGGGAGAACGAUGUGUACGAUGAGGAGCUCGUCGACUACGAAGAAGAAGAAGAGAAGGCCCCUGAUUCCGUCGCUGCCAAAGCAAACGGCGAAGCCGCGAAGAAGGGCUAUGUUGGAAUACACAGUUCAGGGUUCAGAGACUUCCUUUUAAAGCCAGAACUUCUACGAGCUAUUGUGGACUCUGGGUUUGAGCAUCCAUCUGAAGUGCAACAUGAAUGUAUCCCUCAAGCUAUCCUGGGGAUGGAUGUCAUAUGUCAAGCUAAAUCUGGGAUGGGAAAAACUGCUGUCUUUGUUCUGUCAACACUGCAGCAGAUUGAUCCUGUUGCAGGUCAAGUUUCUGCUCUGGUUCUGUGUCAUACAAGAGAGUUGGCUUACCAGAUUUGUCACGAGUUUGAGAGGUUCAGCACUUACUUGCCUGAUCUUAAGGUUGCUGUCUUUUAUGGAGGUGUCAACAUCAAACUCCACAAAGAUUUGCUUAAGAAUGAGUGCCCUCAUAUUGUUGUUGGAACGCCUGGAAGAAUUCUGGCUUUAGCAAGAGAUAAGGAUCUUUCCUUGAAGAAUGUGAGGCAUUUUAUCCUGGAUGAAUGUGACAAGAUGCUUGAGUCACUUGACAUGAGGAGAGAUGUGCAAGAGAUUUUCAAGAUGACACCACAUGAUAAGCAAGUUAUGAUGUUUUCUGCUACACUCAGCAAAGAAAUCCGGCCAGUUUGCAAGAAAUUUAUGCAAGAUCCUAUGGAAAUUUAUGUUGAUGAUGAGGCCAAGUUGACUCUGCAUGGACUUGUGCAGCACUACAUCAAGUUAAGUGAGUCGGAGAAAAACCGCAAGUUGAAUGAUCUCCUUGAUGCGUUGGAUUUCAACCAAGUUGUUAUUUUUGUCAAAAGUGUGAGCAGAGCUGCAGAGUUGAACAAGUUGCUUGCUGAGUGUAAUUUCCCCUCUAUAUGUAUCCACUCGGGCAUGUCGCAGGAAGAAAGGUUGAAGCGCUAUAAAGGUUUCAAGGAGGGACAGAACAGGAUUCUGGUUGCCACAGAUUUGGUUGGAAGAGGCAUUGACAUUGAACGUGUUAAUAUUGUGAUUAAUUAUGAUAUGCCAGAUUCAGCUGAUACUUAUCUGCAUAGGGUCGGCAGAGCUGGUAGAUUUGGCACCAAAGGACUUGCUAUCACAUUUGUGUCAUCUGCUUCCGACUCUGAUGUUCUGAAUGAUGUUCAAGAGAGAUUUGAGGUGGAUAUAAAGGGGCUUCCUGACCAAAUUGAUACUUCUACAUACAUGCCAUCAUAAAGAAGGCUUAUGCUCAGGAUUGGAAUUCCCGGUGCUCUGAUAAUAUGCUAGAGGGUGCUGGACGCCCCCAUUGCUUUUUUUUUUCAAACUAGUAUCUGAUGGUUUCAAGGGCAGAUGUUCUAGUCUAGUGUACAAUUUUUGGAUUAUUGUAGUCAUCAAAAACUGUUGGUCCACUGACGCGCAUGAGGAAGUAGGUUGUACUCUGCUAGGGAUUUGCCAUAUAGUUGUGUUUGAAGUUGUGGCGUAGAUUUGUGGUGUUAUGUGCUGGCUAAAUUUAAUCCGAAAUACAUUUACAUUUGACUUA
Molecule: messenger RNA, 1792 nt
Organism: Ziziphus jujuba (common jujube)
Lineage: Eukaryota; Viridiplantae; Streptophyta; Magnoliopsida; Rosales; Rhamnaceae
Product: DEAD-box ATP-dependent RNA helicase 15
Exons: 12
Coding region: 202-1488 (428 amino acids)
Molecular function (GO): ATP binding; RNA helicase activity; RNA binding
Source: RefSeq, a predicted model, not a curated record